UAUAAAGCCUUAUGUCAACGCAAACAAAACUAUGUCAAAAUUAAUUCUAAAUUUUGUGUAAAAACAACAACAACUCAUUCAGUAUAAUUAACAGUUAUCCAUGAGCUCCUUUUAUUUCGUUAAACAGUGAAAAUAAACGCGAUGGCUGAAAAGUCUGCUGAGGCUAGUCCCAGUGAAGCCAGUACACCACGAUGUGAAGAGAAGCAAUCAGGGAACUGGUGGGACAGCUGGAUCACAUCUGCUAAGACUAAGUCAGCUGAAGUAUAUACGAUGGUAAAAAAAGAUCUGGACGAAAUAGGGAGCGCAGUCAAGAGCGAAGCUAACCAUGUAUUCAGUACCACAUCUAAUGUCAUUGGCAAAACGUUCAAGUUGGAUGUACCUGAAUCCCCCGCAAACGUAAUGAAGAAAAGCUUUAGUACUUUCAUUGGUCAAAUGAGCACAGUGUUGAAUCCAGAACCGGAUGAUGACGAUGACACUGAGGUCAUCCUGUCCUCUGGAGACACUACCAUGCUCACUACAUACAAGAAAGAACUAGAAGCCCUCCAAAGAGUGGACGCCACAUUCAUAGUGCCAGCGUGCACGCCCGAGUUCGAAGCGUGGCGAUCAAGUCUCGAGAGCACAGAGUACGGAGUGAUAUCCAACGCCACAGCGGUGCGUCGUCUCGAAGCCAGCCCCGUGUUGAAGGCUCAAUAUGAGAAACUUGUGCCGGACGCGGUCACACACGACGAGUUUUGGGAGAGAUACCUGUUCCGGGUGGCUUUACUGCAAGACCGCCUGGCGGCUGCGGCUCGCAAGCAGCCGUUAGAGGAGCCCACUGCGGACCCCGUACUCGCCCAUCUACCCUUGCAAACUCCCAUACAACAGAGUCCAAAAAAGGUACUGUCGGGCCUGGACAACGAUACUGCAUGCGAGGGUUCCGAUGUGGACAAUGUGGUCGCUUGGGAGGAUGAAGAUUUUGCAAACGAUGUCGAACUCACAGAAGAACAACAAACAUUACUCCUAGAGGAAUACGAAAAGGAGAUUGCGUCCAAAAAAACUAUGAAACAAACGUCCCCACGAGAUAUAGCCAAUAAUAACGCGGAGAUAAAAACAAAAACACAAACCAGAGACAAAAUGAACAAUAAACAAAUAAUAGAAAAGAAAAAUGGCGCCUCACCUAAAAAAAAUAAAGCUGAUGAUUGCGGUAAUAAUAUAGUUGAAGAUUAUUUCGCGGAUAAAGAAGUGAAAGAUGAUGCCAGCGCGAAUUCAGACGAAAGCUGGGAGAAAGAAUUUGAAAUUGAGGAUGUAGAGCAAAAAGCCUGAACGUCAAUUUCCGGCCAUAGACAAACUUUUGAACGCCAUUACAGAGAUCAUUUCGUAACAUGUUAGUCAUUGCUUAUUUAAGACUUGCAAAUUAAAAAAUAUGUAACCUAACUGACACUAUAUAACAACUACCUAUUAAUUGUGUCUAUUACGAAAACUAAUAAUUCCUAAAAAUGCAAUAGAAGUCAUUGUGCUCUAUCAGUGUAACUGAAACGUAUAUUUCAAUGAAACAUGAUGUUAAAAACGACAAAAGAUUUUAAACUCAUACUGACUCGACCAAUGUUUUUCAAGAAAUAUGUAAAAUUUCAUUGGUGGAUAGAUCACUGAAGGGAUGCUAAUGAUUUAAACUUUAUACUGUAUAGUUUAUGGCAACACUGAUUAAUCUGUCACUAUAUUAUUUGUUUACUUAUGACGAAAUGUCUUAAAUAAAAAUAAACCUAUCGUAAUGGCGUCCAAAAGAUCAUUAAAAGUAUUAUAAAUGAAUUUCGAAUUAUAAAUAACGUCGGCCACGCGACUCAAUAGUACUGAUUAUGCCUUACUCUAUAAAAUUAUGGCAUCAAUAUAUUGUAUACUUAUAUUCGCUUAGUGUAUAAAUUUAGUAACCUUGAAUGGCUAAGAAUAAUAAAUCAUAUAGAUUUUUAUAUUAGAGAUAUUAGAACAAAGGUUCUUAAUACAUUUUUAUGCAAAUAUUUGGAUAGCUAUAGCUUUUUCAAAACUAGAAGGUUAAAAAAGGUAUGAUAGAAGGAUCAAGAUCUUGAAAGUUUUGUCCUUCUAAUUAUUACUACUUUGCUUGUGAGAUAUGGAAAAUCUUACUUUUGAAAUAUAAAAUUGCAGUUCUUUACAUUUUAACGGUAGUCACUUACCACCAGGUAAGCCGCAUGCUCGUUAGCCCCCUGUGUUGUAAAAAAAAAAAUAGAGAAAUUUUAUUGAUCUUGUAAUAUUCUUAAACAUUUGAAGGUUACUAAAACAAUCAUCGUCGUAAAGCCGGUGUUAUAUUCUGUAGAUCUGUGAAUAUAAAUCUGCCAUCCGUGAUGUCAGUCUAAAUAAAGAAAACAAAUUUGUUAGAAAAUCAUCUUUAUAAUUAUUUCUAUAUUAUUAUCGUUGCUUCAGUGAUAGGGCUGUGUGUAGGUUCAAUAAAAUUUCGGUAUAUAAAAAUAUUCUCUUCAUUUAAGAGCUUCCUCUUGUCAGUGCAAAUAAUUCAUGCAUUUUCCUCCAGCUACCUCUAUCCCAUGCCAUAUCUUUGACCUCCCUAUAUGACGUGACAUGAUACCUAGUGUAUCCUUUACUACGCCCCCCCCCCCCACACACACCAUACCACCACCAUAGACUCAGAAAUAUUCUAUACAUUAGUUUGUAUAAAACGUAAAAUACAACAGGCCCUUUUGACUACGUGAUUAUGUGUAUGAGCAGUUAUAUUCGAUUACAGUAAUGUAAUUCCGGCUUUAAGCGAAUAGCGAAAAAUUAAUAUUUGCUGACUGCAUAGCAUAUGAAUAAUAUAUCUGGCAAGUUGGUAAGAAAAAGUACUUAAAAUCUGUAAAGUAUUAGUAUUUUCAUUCUGUUAAUGCCAAUUUUUAUUCGAUACGAAACUAUGACGUUCUUAUUUGAUAGUAAUUAAACCCAUAAUUGUAAUUUUUAAAGAAAUUACACCAUGAUCAUUUGACGUCUCUUUCUUACCAACUUUCCAUCUCUUAUGGCGUUUAAUACAAUUAUAUAGAAACGAUAGCGUGACGACUGACGUGCUGUUGAUAUAUAAGAAUUACGUAUAACAUAAUGUAAGUGCACAUACAGCUGAGUUAUUCCUUUAAAAGACCCUUCUCAUUUAAUGCAUUUAUUUUUAUUUUUUUCUUUACGAAAAUUGAAUUUUUUACAAAUUAUAUUGAGUACUGACCUUGUAUUUUGACAUUACGAAGUGAAAACUAAUUGUAAUCAGUUUCAAUGUAACAUAAGAGGCAAAAGAAAUAUACAUCAUUUGCUUUUAAAGAGAUUAUGAAGAAAUCUAAUUUAAUAUAAAACUCAUCUCGCUUAUUUUUACUUCAUUUCAUCUAACAGACGAAAAUUUCCUAUGGCAAAUUGUUCUGUUACAAAUUAGGUAUUGACUUCUCGGGAAACCUAAUAAUUAUCAGUAAAUACUGUGAGUAUAAACUGAUUGGUUAAAAUUAUUUCUUAAAAAAUUGUAAACUAACCAAAUACUCGUGCAAUGAUUAAAAAAAAUUGUUAUAUUAUCGAUUUGUGUGAUCCACCGUAUCGGAAAAAUAUCUCUGAAAGAACGCUUUUAAACUAUUUUUAGUAUUUCAUUGAAACGUGAACGAAAUUGAAUAAUAUCUCUGCCAAUGUACACUUUUAAAUAUUUUGGCUAUAAAAAAGUUUUCAUAUAAAUUGUAUACGAUAAUAGUAUAAAACCCUUAUUCUAUAAUUUAUUUUUAUUUAAUAAAACAAGUUUUAAUGUUACAAAAAGAUGUCAUUCCUAUUUUUGCACAAAUCCUUAUAAUUAUAUUCAAUUUGAUAUAAUUUUUGUUGUUAGAUCCAUAUCAAAUAUCCCAUUUAUUUAUCUAUAUACUAUAUUAUCGACUAUUUGCUUAUAUCUGUGGUAUACAAUAAACUACUUAUGUAUUUACCUCCUUAUUCAUAAGAACUAAGACCUACAAAUCUACUUUAUUACACUCUUUUGUCACUUUAUUUAAAAUUGGGAAUUUAGUGUAAAAGAAAGAAUAGUGCAAUAGCUUUAAAGGUUUAUGAGAAGUUUGACGUUUUUAUGGACAAUGGAUUACUGUGCAUCACAGAUAUAAAUAAAUAGUAUAAUUAUUACAUACCUGUAUAAUGAGUAAUGGAAUCAGCAAAGCAACAUUUCUUUAUAUACGAGUAUAUAAUGAGUCGCAAUAAAAACUACUAACAUUCUCCACUUUAUUUAAUUAAUUAAUUAACAUGAUGUCAAAAUAUUUAAAUAAUUAAUUAACAUGAUGUUAAAAUAUUUAAUUAAUUAAUUAACAUGAUGUUAAAUGAUUAAUUAAUUAAUUAACGGUUAUAUUAUAACACAAUAUUGACACGGAGAUGUGGUACAAUAACAUGUAAAGUGUGAUAUCCAUAAGAUAGUUUUAUUUUUCGAUAUAGCCGUAAGUAGUGUAUAGUGAAAAUUUUUCAGCUUUCUAUCAAUGCAUAGCUGCGACAGCGGUGAAAAAUGUUUAAGUAUAAUGUCGGUACAUUAAUAGCAAAUACAUUUUGUACAAUAAAAUGUAUUGCAACUCUGAAACCAAUAAUAUGGAUAAUGAUUAUUGUUAUAAUAAAAAAUUUAAUUUGUAGUCGUUUUUAGUUAAUAAAUAUAAAAUAUAUUUUAAAUAUUAUUGGCAUAUAUUGAAAAUAAAUUAGCGUAAAAACCGUAUUAAUGAUACUCGAUUUUUUUUUACUUAUGAAAUUAUGCAUAUUACCAACGAUGAAACCGAUGCGGCAAAAUUUAUUAAAAAAAGAGUUCAUUAUUAUGUAUGUGAUUCUGUUUGAAGGGUGGGAUAUGGCAGUGAAUUUACAGGGUAUAGAGGAAUAACACCUAAGUCCUCAGGAAUGGCAACGUAUAGGGGGUACGUCAUGGGAGAAACAGUAUUCUCUGUUAUGUCCAUGGUACUGCUGAUGUCUAUAAGCGAUAUUACUACUUUCCAUCUGGUGUGCCGUCAGCUCGUUUGCCAUUCUAAGUUACAUAAAAAAAAAAACAAGUCGAAACUAAGAAUUAGUCAUGUUAUUGGGUUCAGAUUGUUCCUUUAGGAUGAUUAUAUUACUUGCAAUUUUUGUAUUUUACUUUAUUAUAUAAGUCAAAUGAUCGGUCAAGUUGUUUGUAUCAAGUUGACAUUAGGUUUCGUUAUGUUUGUGUAAAUUAUAAUUAUUAUGAAUAUGAAUAAAAGUUAUUAAAAAUUGUAA
This is a messenger RNA of Galleria mellonella (greater wax moth), 5205 nucleotides long. Its product is annotated as BSD domain-containing protein 1-like. The transcript is spliced from 9 exons. The record is from RefSeq and is a predicted model, not a curated record. Lineage: Eukaryota; Metazoa; Arthropoda; Insecta; Lepidoptera; Pyralidae. The coding region runs from base 142 to 1302 and encodes 386 amino acids. Gene Ontology annotation, cellular component: cytoplasm.